AAAAAAAAUAGAAGGAGUUGAGUUAAAAAGGAAAAGGAGAUAAUGGUUAGUCUGUCGACGACAAUGAGGCGGCUGGGAAUCAUCACCGUCACUAAUUCCGCCGUCGUCACUCCGACGCUAAUCUCUUCGACGGCGUCUUUCGCUAGAAACCUGACCUUACCCUCGCCCCUCCGCAAUCACGGCCUUACCAAUUCCAUUCGUUUCCUCAAAUCCCGAAGCCUCCUCUCCUCCUUGUCAUGUUUCUCUUCUUCGGCAGCUUAUCUUCCCGCACUCGACGAGUUCCCAUCAACUAAAGUAGGUUCUGUAGCAAUGAGAGAUGAUAAGAAGAAGGUGAUCUUGAAGGGUAUGAGCUACGCUUCGCUCCAAGAAUGGGUUGAAUCGCAUGGGUUUCGACCCGGACAAGCUAUGAUGCUGUGGAAGAGACUUUACAAGGAUAACAUAUGGGCAGAAAAUGUUGAUCAGCUUGAAGGCCUGAACAAAGAUUUCAAGAGAAUGAUUAGUGAGCAUGCCGAGUUUGGGGCAUUAUCUUUCAAGGAUGUUCGUUCGGCUUCAGAUGGAACUAGGAAGAUUCUGUUCACGUUGGAUGAUGGGCUUGUGAUCGAGACAGUUGUUAUACCUUGUGAUCGUGGCAGGACAACUGUUUGUGUUUCGAGCCAAGUGGGUUGUGCCAUGAAUUGUCAGUUCUGCUACACCGGCAGGAUGGGUUUGAAAAGAAAUCUCACUGCUGCUGAGAUAGUUGAGCAGGCUGUUUACGCAAGGCGGUUGCUUUCCCAUGAAGUUGGGUCAAUAACAAAUGUUGUGUUUAUGGGAAUGGGAGAGCCAUUUCACAAUAUUGACAAUGUCAUCAAAGCUGCAAACAUAAUGGUAGAUGAGAAUGGACUUCACUUUAGUCCACGCAAGGUCACAGUCUCCACCAGUGGCCUUGUUCCUCAGCUAAAGCGUUUCCUUCGUGAAUGUAAUUGCGCUUUGGCAGUCAGUCUUAAUGCAACAACCGAUGAGGUUAGAAACUGGAUUAUGCCGAUCAACAGGAAAUACAAGUUAUCUUUGCUCCUUGAGACGCUCAGAGAAGAACUCAGUUCAAGGCACAAGUACAAAGUGUUGUUCGAAUACGUGAUGCUCGCUGGAGUGAAUGACAGCAUGGAAGAUGCAAAGAGGCUAGUGGAGCUUGUGCAGGGAAUCCCAUGCAAGAUUAACCUUAUUCAGUUCAACCCACAUAGUGGUUCUCAGUUCAUACAGACCGAUGAAGACAAGAUGAUCAAGUUCCGUAAUGUUCUGGCUGAAGGAGGCUGCACUGUUUUAAUGCGGUUUAGCCGAGGCAACGAUCAAAUGGCAGCGUGCGGGCAGCUUGGCAUGCUUGGUGCUAUUCAAGCACCAGUGAUGAGGGUGCCUGAGCAGUUCCGCACCGCUCUAAAAGCAUCUGUUUGAUCAGUCAGAAGAUUAGAGCAAAAGAUGUACUCUCCAUGGUGUGAAAUAACAUUGAUUAGAUUUCAACAAGUUUUCUUCAGAGGUUCUUUAACAAUUUUAAAUAUCAAUUUUAAAUUUUUUUUUCUUCA
Messenger RNA from Brassica napus (rape), 1553 nucleotides. RefSeq names its product dual-specificity RNA methyltransferase RlmN. The coding region runs from base 43 to 1425 and encodes 460 amino acids. The transcript is spliced from 9 exons. NCBI's taxonomy places the organism in Eukaryota, Viridiplantae, Streptophyta, Magnoliopsida, Brassicales, Brassicaceae. Gene Ontology annotation, biological process: tRNA methylation; rRNA base methylation. The record is from RefSeq and is a predicted model, not a curated record. Gene Ontology annotation, molecular function: iron-sulfur cluster binding; RNA methyltransferase activity.